Amorphotheca resinae ATCC 22711 is the source of this 1263-nucleotide messenger RNA. Its product is annotated as glycoside hydrolase family 5 protein. NCBI's taxonomy places the organism in Eukaryota, Fungi, Ascomycota, Leotiomycetes, Helotiales, Amorphothecaceae. The transcript is spliced from 5 exons. Gene Ontology annotation, cellular component: cell surface; extracellular region. Gene Ontology annotation, molecular function: glucan exo-1,3-beta-glucosidase activity. The record is from RefSeq and is a predicted model, not a curated record. Bases 1 to 1263 code for a protein of 420 amino acids. Gene Ontology annotation, biological process: glucan catabolic process.
AUGUUGCCCAAAAAUAUUCUUGCUUCCCUUCUGGUAGCUGCUGUCACCACAGCUCUACCAAAUAGACCAUCCUUAUCAGAGCGCUCAGUCAGUUUUGGGUGGGGUCAUGAGAAGGUUCGGGGUCUGAACAUUGGAGGCUGGCUAGUACUAGAGCCAUGGAUCACACCAUCAAUUUUCCAGAAACUCGAUCAAUCUCUAGGAAUUGUCGAUGAGUUUACGCUCACUGAAAAACUGGGCUCAAAGGCAGCACUUGAUAUCCUCAAGCCUCAUUGGGAUACUUGGUGCACAUUAGAAGACUUCGAAAAGAUUGCAGCCGCGGGAUUUAACACAGUCAGGAUUCCAGUUGGAUAUUGGGCAUACUCAAUCGCACCUGGAGAAAGCUACACUCAGGGUGCUGCGCCUUACAUUGAUUCUGCUAUUUCUUGGGCAAGAAAGACGGGGCUGAAGGUCUGGAUCGACUUGCACGGCGCUCCUGGAUCUCAGAAUGGGUUUGAUAACAGCGGACAAAGAAUGACAACGCCAACCUGGCAGCAAGGAAACACUGUCGCGCAGACACUUGCAGUUCUUGAAACGAUUACUCAGAAAUAUGCUAAACCUGAGUAUCAGGAUGUUGUGGUCGCCAUUGAACUCUUGAAUGAACCAUUGAGUUUUGAUCUCAACUUUGAUGAGUUGAAACAAUUCUAUCGAGACGGUUUUGAUCAAGUCCGCGCUGUCAGUAAUACUCCUGUCAUGCUACACGAUGGAUUUGUUUCACCGAGUACUUGGAACGGUUUCCUCUGUCCAGCAGACAACAAUGCACAGAAUGUCAUCGUUGAUCACCAUGAAUACCAGGUGUUUACAAACGAGUUGAUAGCUUUACAGCCUUCAGAACAUAUUCAGUUAGUCUGCAGUAAUGCACAGAAUUAUACUUCUGGGACGGAUAAGUGGCUAGUUGUUGGUGAAUGGACUGCAGCCCUGACAGAUUGUGCACCAGCUCUUAAUGGGUAUAAUAUUGGUGCAAGAUACGAUGGGAGCUACCCUGGCUCCAGCUAUAUUGGCUCUUGUGCAGGGAAGAGCAACAUUGCUCAUUGGGAUGCCACCAUGAAAGCAAAUGUGCGCGAGUACAUUGAAACACAGCUUUCGGCCUUUGAAAGGUAUAGCCAAGGAUGGGUCUUUUGGAAUUUCAAGACGGAGGCAGCUCAUGAGUGGGACGCGUUUGUGUUGUUGGAAAAUGGAGUUUUCCCACAGCCGCUGACAGCACGUGAAUUCAACACUCCCUGCUAA